AUGGUUCACCUAUCUACUGAAUUGAUUCAUGGUGAUGAUAAGGACAACAGAGUCACCGAUGUUGCUCCACCAAUUAAUGUGGCUACUACAUUUCGUUACGAUAAUGAUGAUCUAGUUGCAUGGAAUGAUAGAGAAAAUCUGGAUUUUAUGGAAAAGCAACCAAUUUACUCAAGAUUAGCUCAUCCAAAUAGUACUAGAUUAGAAAGUAUAUUUUCAAAGAUUUUAAAUGGCCAUGCUGUUAUUUACUCCUCUGGUUGUUCUGCUUUUUUUGCUGCUAUGAUUCAUUAUAAUCCAAAGAGAGUCUUCAUGGGUCAAAGUUAUCAUGGUUGUCGUGCGAUUGCAAACAUAUUAACCAGAAACUUUGAUGUUGAACAACAUACACUAGAUGAGAUAGAACAAUUUGCUCAGAAAGGUGAUGUGGUUCAUCUAGAGACACCAGUGAACCCAUAUGGUACUUCUUACGAUAUUCAAAGUUUUGCAGAUAGAGCUCAUGCGAAAGGUGCAUUAUUAAUCAUUGAUUCAACAUUUGCUCCUCCACCUUUACAAGAUGUUUGGGAGUUCGGUUGUGACAUGGUUAUGCAUUCAGCUACAAAAUAUUUUGGUGGACACUCUGAUCUAUUGAGUGGGGUUCUUGUAGUUAAAGAUGAAGAAAUAUGUAAGAAAUUAAGAGAUGAUAGAAUAUAUUUAGGUACAAACGUUGCUAAUUUAGAAAGUUAUAUGUUGUUGAGAUCUUUAAGAACUUUUGAAAUGAGAGUGUUGAAACAGUCAGAUAAUGCUACUAAGAUAGUUAAAUUCCUGAAUGACAAUCGUUCCAAAUAUGAUAAAGUCCUUAACAAACUUUAUCAUUCCUCUUUACAGACAGAAGAUUUCGUUAAGAAACAAUUGAAAGGAGGAUAUGGACCUGUCUUUGCUUUAACUUUGAAAUCUGUAGAGCAAUGUAAGAAGUUCCCUCCACAGUUGAAAUACUUCCAACAUGCUACUUCUCUUGGUGGUGUUGAAUCAUUAGUUGAAUGGAGGGCUUUAACAGAUCCAUACAUCGAUCAAACUUUGAUCAGAGUCUCUGUAGGGUGUGAAAAUGUCGAUGAUUUGAUAAAGGAUUUGGGUAAUGCCCUUCAAUAUUUACAAGACAAUGCUUAG
Molecule: messenger RNA, 1137 nt
Organism: Maudiozyma saulgeensis
Lineage: Eukaryota; Fungi; Ascomycota; Saccharomycetes; Saccharomycetales; Saccharomycetaceae
Source: the annotation of a GenBank genome assembly